Oryza sativa Japonica Group (Japanese rice) is the source of this 1213-nucleotide messenger RNA. RefSeq lists its product as uncharacterized. NCBI's taxonomy places the organism in Eukaryota, Viridiplantae, Streptophyta, Magnoliopsida, Poales, Poaceae. The record is from RefSeq and is a predicted model, not a curated record.
UCCAAACUCGCACGCUUCUUCCGCGGGAAGCUUCUCGAAGCCUAGGUAGGGUUUUGCGCUCGCUUCGCUUCCAACCCACCCAUGGCGGGCGUCGAGGCGGCACUGCUUCCUCCGCCACCGCCGCCGCCGCAGGCGAGGUGGGCCUCCGUGGCGGCGACCCUGCUCCGGCUCCUCGCGCUGGCCGCUGACGUCCUGGUGUACGGCCUCCUCGCCGCGAUGUGGCUGAACAACGCCGCCUUCGCCGCCGCCAUCUUCUCGCGCUGGGCCAGCGGCGAGGGCUCCACCACCGUGGCCAUCUUGUCGUGCUCGGCCAGAGGCGAGGGCUCCGCCGCCGUCGCCGUCGCCGCCGCCACGAAGGUCUUCUGGGCCUCCUUUCUCGCCGUGGGGGUGUUCUUCCCGUUUGCUGGCCCUCUACUGAUGUGGCGCCUUGGGAUCGGGCCUCCGCCUCCCCCCGAGACCCGUGAGAGUGGGAGUGGAGGACGCGCCGCCGCGCAGCGUGGUCGUCGUGGCAGCACUGGCCCGGCGAGCCGCCGUCAGGAGGGAGGCGGGCGACCCGUCGCCCUUCUCUUCAUGUUCUUCUCUUGGUGGGUCGCGUUCGCCGGUAUCCUGCUGCAAGAGCUCGCGCCUGAGAAGGCGUCCUGUCAGGAGAAGGUUGGCUCCGUGCUUACUGACAUCGGAGGCUUCGCUAACUCUGUUCUGGUGUGCUUCGUUUUUUUCCCCGACUUGGUGAUCUUCCUGAUGAGGGAUUCGCGGAGGUGAAGUGUGCCGGGAUGGGAUGGCCAGGGUGCCGUGUUGAGUUCUGGAACACAUGGUUUUUUUGUGUAGUACAAAGUGCUUUGAGCUGUUUCUCGAGAAAUCUGAUGUGUGACUGCAAGAAGCUACUACCUGUUGCAGUUUACCUUCUGAAGUGCAGUUUUACCUUCACGAACUUCAGUUUUGAUUUUAUUUGGAACGUGAACUCAAAAUGCUCUGCAUAUGGGCAUAUGGCCGUCUUUAAACCCUACUGAUGUAUGUGACAUUGUGACCUGCAUAUGACUGAUACUACGGCAACAUGUUUUUCUGCUGUAAUGGUUUGAUAACCACUCCUCAUCUCGGUUGAUUGCCGACAUUGAUGUGUUCCUUAGCUCAUGUCAGCAACUGCCUGUCACUAAAUCAUGAUCUGCUUUGCUGAAUACUAGAAGGAAUAUAUCUUAAGCUUAAUUAUUACUGGCAA